Molecule: messenger RNA, 2172 nt
Organism: Glycine soja
Lineage: Eukaryota; Viridiplantae; Streptophyta; Magnoliopsida; Fabales; Fabaceae
Exons: 2
Coding region: 140-1285 (381 amino acids)
Biological process (GO): regulation of DNA-templated transcription; chloroplast organization
Cellular component (GO): chloroplast
Molecular function (GO): double-stranded DNA binding
Source: RefSeq, a predicted model, not a curated record
UUAAUGAGUUUGAUUUGUGUAGAUACGAAAUACGAUUAUUCUUUCUGCUCUCUGAAAUUCAGAUUCCAAUUCGUUUGAAAUGCAGUUGCCAUAAUUCCAAUCCAACUCGUGAGCUUCCUUAAUCGGAAGGAACCUCACCAUGUUGAAAUUUCACAUCCACAGAAUUCUUGUUUGCGCCAAGGGUUUCACAUUCACAACCCUAAAAUGGAACCCUAUUGUUCAACUCCAAUUUCUCAAAUUCGAGUUCUGCACUACCUCACGCUCUUUCGUGGUGCCCUACCUCAUCAACAAUUGUGGCUUCUCCCAAGAAAACGCUCUCAAAGCUUCCCUCAGGCUCCGUUUCCGUGGCCCCCAAAAGCCCGAUUCAGUUCUCUCCUUCUUCCGAAGCCACGGCUUCUCCAACUCUCAAAUAUGCCAUAUCCUCCAAAAAGCACCCCGGCUACUUUUAUGCAACACCCAGAAGACACUGUUGCCAAAGUUCCAAUAUUUACUUUCAAAAGGUGUUUCUUCCCUUGACAUUGUUCGCAUGGUCACCCCUGCCCCUCGUUUCCUUGAAAGAAGUUUGGAGAAUCAUAUAAUCCCAACAUGUGAAUUUGUAAGAGGGUUCCUCCAAUCUGACAAGCGAAUGAUUCAUCUUCUGAUUCGCAGUCCUAAGUUACUUAAUGAAAGUAGUGUGACACCUAACAUCAAAUUGUUGCUUGAUAAUGGAGUUACCCACUCAAGCAUUGCUUUGUUGCUCCAGAGACGGAACCAGUUACUCUGGUCUGCUAACUUGUUGAAGACUGUUGAGGAAUUGAAGCAAAUGGGUUUCGAUCCUUCAACUUCAACUUUCAGUAUGGCAUUGCUUGCCAAAAGGACUGUAGGGAAAACCAAAUGGGCCGAGAAGAUUGACACUUUUAAGAAGUGGGGAUGGUCCCAAGAACAAGUUCUUCUAGCAUUUAGGAGGCAGCCUCAGUGUAUGUUGUCAUCCCGUGAUAAAAUUAAUGCAGUGAUGAGUUUUUGGGUAGAACAGGUGGGUUUCAAUUCUGCAGAGAUUGUCAAAGCUCCAGGAAUUUUUCUAUUUAGUCUCCAGAAGAGGAUUGCUCCAAGGGCUUUAGUUGUGCAGUUUCUUAUCUCAAAAAGUCUGCUACAAAAGGAGGCAAGCUUAACUACACCAUUUAUUCUGCCUGAGAAGUUGUUCCUUAAAAAGUUUGUAAAACAUUUUAAGGAGGAUUCUUCUCAUCUGUUAAAGCUGUACGAGGAAAAAAUGAGUCUUGAAAAUGAUAGGGGCAACCCUUGUUCGUAGCCUUCAUCAAGUGUGUAACAUGAUCAAAUUUUGGUGCAAAUCAACCACCUUGUUUUGUGCAAUUUUUAAAAAAAAAUAGUUCUGCCUACCAAAAUUUUGGAGCAACAUGCUUCCAUAUACAGAUAUGAUUUGAGGAGGAAAAAACUAGGAUCUUAAGGCCUUCUAUACUCUGCUCCGAAUUGAGAAACGUCGUGGAGGAACUGAAGCCAUUAGGGUUUGACCCUUUCAAACUGAGUUUUGCUAUGGUGUUACAGGCUAAAAGUGCUGUUUCUAAUUCCCUAUGGGAUGCUAAAGUUGAUACCUUUAAGAGAUGGGAUUGGUCUGAGGAUGAAGUUUUCAUUGCUUUUAGGAAUCAGCCUAACGUCAUGCUGUACUCAAUGGAAAAACUCAUUACAGUUUGGAGAAAAGGGUUGUUCUGAGGGGUUUGGUUGUCCAGCAUCUUCUCUCCAAUGGUUUGAUAAAGAAGAGUUCUAGCUUGGUUACACUGUUUAGUAAGUCUGAUAAGGUGUUUCUGCAAAAGUACGUGAGAUGUUUCUGGGACAGGGAACUUACUAGCAUGUGGUUGUUGUGGUUUAACUUAUGGAUGCUGAUUUUGGUGUAAGCUAGCCAUAGUAUUAUGCUUAUUCAUCUCUAACUAGUAUCUCUUCUACUCCUAGCUAACUCUGGAUUUCUUCUAGUUUGAUUGUUAUGUUUCAUAUGCUUAGUUCGAACGUCUUUAGAUUAAGUCACAAUUCUGAUCAAUAGCAGUAAUUUGACAUUUUAUAGGUGAUUGAUCCAAGACAACAAAAGGUUUUAUAGUUGUAGAAAGCCUUUGCAAGUAAUAUUGAUGUUGAUUCUCAUUAACCCUCGUUGUUAGUUUGUUUCAUUCUAUAUAUUUUCUUUUUCAA